Molecule: messenger RNA, 1316 nt
Organism: Phoenix dactylifera (date palm)
Lineage: Eukaryota; Viridiplantae; Streptophyta; Magnoliopsida; Arecales; Arecaceae
Cellular component (GO): cytosol
Molecular function (GO): holo-[acyl-carrier-protein] synthase activity; magnesium ion binding
Source: RefSeq, a predicted model, not a curated record
UUUCUCUCUUUUUUAUUUUUGGGUGCGGUGGGCGAAUGGAGGAUGGAGUGCGGAGAUGGUUGAUCGACAUCUCUCAGUGGAAUCCUUCUCAGGAUCAGUUCUCCUCCCUCGUUUCUCGGCUUCCGCCGCACGAGCAGGCGGCCGUCACCCGGUUUAUAAAGUUCGAGGACAGGAAACGAGCACUUGUUAGUCGGUUGCUUCAGUACACAAUUGUGCAUGAAGUUUUGGGUAUUCCAUUUGGCAAGAUAAUCUUGGACCGUACAAUUGAGGGAAAACCAUAUCUGAAUCUUGAACGGGACUUUCUGCUUCCAAAUUUCAACUUCAAUGCAUCACAUCAUGGAAACUAUGUUGGUAUAGCAUCUGAAUCCGUUUGCCUUGUCGGUUUAGAUAUUUUUUCUCUCGUCGUCCCUCAGCAAGGAACAACUCUGGAGUUCAUCCAGAACUUCUCAUCAUAUUUUACGGUCUUAGAAUGGAAGAAAAUUGUCAAUGCUGGCACUUCAGAUGAAAUCUUAGCUGAGUUUUGCAGGUAUUGGUGUCUGAAGGAGGCAUAUGUCAAAGCGAUAGGAGCCGGGUUGGGCUUUGGGUUGCACAGAUUGGAAUUUCAUCACACAAAUUGGACCCAUAUAUCCAUCCGCAUUGAUGGGGUGGAAUCAAGAGAAUGGAGAUUUUGUCUGUUUGAGCUCGACAAAAGGCAUUGGGCAUCUGUUGCCAAAGGACAUCCAAGGAAGGCUGUUGAGAGUUAUCAGAGGGCAUUAACUCAUGUAGAUAUUGAGGAUGAAGAGUAUUGGAAGAGACUCUGUCUUCCAGAACCAGGUUUCACUCUACGUGCAGUGGAACAACUACUUCCAUUAUUAAAUUGAGAGAACUUUACUGGCAUUGGGCAUAUGCAAAUGCAUAUGAUACCUUGAUUUAAUGCUUCCUUUUUCUUUUCUUUUUUGUGGAGGGGGAGGUGCGGGUUGGAAGUGUUUGCAGAGUUCAAUAUUAAAUAUAUUACAGAACUUCUAACAGACUGCAGAAGGGAGAAAGAAAUGACGGAAUCUCACAAAAAAGGCUGUUUUAGUUCUCACUAAUCUGCAUGACAAAAGUUGGGGACAAUUGGUCGCAUCUCAUGUAUGUAUGUGGUAGGAGGGGCUUCCAGGAUAGAGACAUACCAUGGGAAUUUGUUUUAUAUUCUUGAACAUGGCUAAGUUGUUCUACAGCAAGUGGUGUGAUUUAUUAUUAUUAUUAUUAUUAUUAUUAUUAUUUUGAGUCUUUUAACUGUCUAAGAACAUUUCUUGUCUUCAGAACUAUUUAUAUCAUCCUUUAGUCAGAUCUCC